UUUGGGAACCUCGUCUGUUGUUCUCUGGCGGGAUUGUUGGAUUCAUUGUGAAUUCGGCAUAGGCCUGAUGGGAGGCCUAAACAUCAUGACAAAUAUCACUGUAGUGCUCCGUUCCUUUUGGCCUUUAAAUGCCAUGCCAUUUAUCAAGUUGAGCUAAACAGAAGAUCACCCGUUGACAUUUCCAGGCUAAAUAUAUGCAACAUGGAGGACAAGCAUAACAAAGACGCAAACAAGGCCGUGCCCUUAAUGUCCUUGAACGACACCAAAGCCGGGAUGGAAGGUUUGGAUAAGACCAAGAUCGAUGCCAUCAUUCAAACCCACUCCCAAGGGUCUAAAUUCUACGCAGCCAAGCUCAAAAGCCAGACUCGCAUCACGGAACAGGUCCAGAAGAUCCAAGGGUCUUAUGGAGGUCUCAGUGCCUCCGCUAUUCAACAGGCUGAGACCCAAGCUGACCAAUUGGUAGCCGAGCUCCGCCAGGGUCGAGAUUUAUCACGCACCAUUGUUCACGUGGACAUGGAUGCAUUUUAUGCGGCGGUAGAAAUGCGCGACCAACCGGCCUUGAAGACCAAGCCCAUGGCGGUUGGGUCGCUAGGCAUGUUAUCCACCUCGAAUUAUGAGGCCCGGAAAUUCGGGGUACGGGCAGGUAUGCCUGGGUUCAUCGGUCUAAAGCUCUGUCCAAAGCUGACCUUGGUCCCUUUGAACUUUGAAAAGUACCACGAGGUCAGCCGUCAAGUACGAGCCGUGUUCCGGGAGUACGAUGCCAAUUUUUGCCCCAUGUCUUUAGACGAGGCCUACUUGGAUUUGACGGAGCAUUUAGAGGAACUGAGGCAACGCGGGUUGGAUCCAGAUCCCCGGCCAGUGGUGCAGGAAAUACGGGCAAAAAUCGAGGCCCAGACCACGUUAACGGCCAGUGCUGGCAUUGCCCCCAACACCAUGUUGGCCAAGGUUUGUUCGGAUCAAAAUAAACCCAAUGGUCAGUUUUAUUUGCCACCGGAUGUGGAGGAAAUCAUGGCCUUUGUGAAUCCAUUGCCCAUUCGAAAAGUGAGCGGGAUCGGCAACGUCACGGAGCAAUUGUUGAAGGCCGUGCAUGUGAGCACAUGUCAGGAUUUGUACGAGAAACGAGGCGUUCUCAAACUCCUCUUCAGUGACAUCAGCUACCACUCCUUCAUUCGGAUCUCCCUUGGGAUCGGAUCCACUCGAUUGUCGGACUGGAACGAGCGAGAACGCAAGUCCUUGAGCACGGAAACCACCUUCCGAGACACGAGUGACGUGUCCGAACUCCAAGAAAUAUGCACCUCUCUGUGUCAGGAUCUGGCUCAAGAGCUUACUCAGCACGGUCUUCAAGGCCGUUCAGUGACCCUGAAAGUCAAGACGCACGACUUCCAAGUGCGAACCAAGGUCAAGCACUUGCUGGAAGCCACGGCUGAGGCGGAUAAAAUCGAAGUUGUUGCCAAGAGCUUGCUCAAGUUCUUUAUGGACAACACCCAGGCCAAGCCGUUGAAAUUGCGGCUCAUGGGGGUGCGGAUGAGUGGGUGGGAGAGCGACAAAUCUGCCGGUGCUGGACAGACCUCCAUUGCCGCAUACAUGGGCAAGAAACGAAAGGACACAACGAGCGUGUUUGACUGUCCCAGUUGCGGCCAGAAAAUUCAGGCCCAGAGUCAAAAUCAAUUUAAUCGUCAUCUUGAUUCAUGUCUCUUGGGCGGGGAAAGUCAGGGCUCAACCGAGGCGUCGCCCAAGCCCGGCAAAAAGGCCAAACUCGAUGACGAAAGGUGUAUUUCCACCCAAAACGAUGGACUUGUUCCCUCUAACGCCCAAGAAGCAAUGACCCAUUCUUCUUCCGGUCCAGCAAAUGUGGCGUGUCCCAUUUGCCGCGAGAAAUUGCCCAAUUUGGACCCGGCAGUCAACGCCCACAUCGACGAGUGUUUAAAUCGUCAAGAAAUCGCUCAGAUAUCCGGGAACAAACGCCCACUAGACGGCGAAUCGUCCUCCCACAAACGGAAGCGAUCCAAGGCCAUUGACCAAUACUUUAACAAACCUUCUUGAAACGACCUAAUUAACCAACCAACUCCUUCUGUCAACCAUUAGCCAAUCCCAACAACCUCUUCGGCCUUUUUCUGUUCCACAACAGCUGAAUCGAGCCUUCACCAAGGUGAGCGAUUGAGCCUUGGGCCAGCACGUGAGAAAAUGAGAAAAGUAGAUCUCGACCCUCUUCUAGAAGCUUUUUAGAUAGAGAUAGAAGAUGGAAGAAGGGGCCUGUUCUUCCCUCUGAAACCUGUUUCAUUGGACAUGUGAAACAGUUGGUGUCCUAUCAGCUGUUGAGUGGAGGAACUGAGGAAGACGUUCGCACCAAACAUUUAA
This is a messenger RNA of Tigriopus californicus, 2358 nucleotides long. RefSeq names its product DNA polymerase kappa-like. Gene Ontology annotation, cellular component: nucleus. NCBI's taxonomy places the organism in Eukaryota, Metazoa, Arthropoda, Copepoda, Harpacticoida, Harpacticidae. Gene Ontology annotation, molecular function: damaged DNA binding; DNA-directed DNA polymerase activity. Gene Ontology annotation, biological process: error-prone translesion synthesis. Bases 202 to 2043 code for a protein of 613 amino acids. The record is from RefSeq and is a predicted model, not a curated record. The transcript has 3 exons.